Messenger RNA from Opisthorchis viverrini, 876 nucleotides. RefSeq lists its product as hypothetical. The record is from RefSeq and is a predicted model, not a curated record. Gene Ontology annotation, biological process: carbohydrate metabolic process; pentose-phosphate shunt. NCBI's taxonomy places the organism in Eukaryota, Metazoa, Platyhelminthes, Trematoda, Opisthorchiida, Opisthorchiidae. Gene Ontology annotation, molecular function: 6-phosphogluconolactonase activity. The transcript is spliced from 6 exons. The coding region runs from base 5 to 736 and encodes 243 amino acids.
GGAAAUGCCUCCUGGAACUACCCGAUUUAUCUAUGCCGAUGAACAACAACUUGGAAUCGCCGUGGGUGAGGCUAUUAGCGGUCUGCUGGAAAAAUCAUCGGGCCUAAAUAAAACAUUUUCCAUCGGAUUAUCAGGUGGCAGCAUGGCUAAACUUAUUUCACCGAGCUUGCGAAAGCUAUCCAACUUCCAGUGGUCUUCAGUUCAUUUCUUCUACUGUGAUGAGCGUCUCGUCCCUGUGACGGAUCCGGAAUCCACUCAUGGCCUAUAUGAGAAAGAAUUGUUCUCGCACAUUGAUAUACCUAGAGAAAACAUUCACUCCGUGGACACCUCACUUUCUGCACCCGAAGCUGCAGUCGAUUAUCAGAAGGCAAUGCUUAAUCAUUUUGGCGUUCAGCACGGUUUUCCGUGUUUUGACCUGCUCCUGCUUGGAAUCGGUCCCGAUGGACACACCUGUUCGCUCUUUCCGAACCACACACUCCUACGUUGUGAGGAGGCUGCGGUCGCUCCAAUCACGGACAGCCCAAAGCCACCACCGCAACGUGUAACCCUGACCUUACCCGUGCUGAACAAAGCUCGGCACGUGAUGUUCGUUGUUUCCGGAUCGGGGAAAGCAGAAGUCGUUUCAAAAAUACUCAACAACAGUUUGCCUUCACCCGACCUCCCGUGCACCUUGGUACAGCCGUUUGAUGGAACCGUUGCAUGGUAUUUGGACAAGGCUGCAGCCGGUGCACUUUGAUUUGUAUUUGUUUCAACUAGGAGAAACAGUUGUUCUCAAAUAUGGUGGAGGACUCUCCUGAUCAGCCGAGUUGCUGGACGGGUGGUGGACGGUAACAGCCCCUAGGCGGAUGGUACGGAGGUGCAUAUCAACGAAACCCG